UUCAUUCAGCAAACAUGAACCUCUUCUUUGUUUGGACGGUCUUCUUAGUGCUGGUGGCCGGCCCUCAGGUGGAGGGCUCCCGGGUACCGGGGCUGAAGGUGCUCCCGGAUGUGGACUCCUCGUGUGCGGCAGCGGUGAGAGCCGCUCUUGAGGAAUACCGAGAUCUUUACAAGGGACAACUUAGAGAACCACCGAAGAUGACUUAUCCAAUGAAGACAAGUUCAGUAAUAGCCUCUAACGACACCUUUAAGACGAUAGAAAGGAAAGUCUUUAAUGAUACCGAUGAAACGGGUCAAGAAACCGAAUCAAAACGAGCAGAGCAAAGAAAAGAGAUUCUGCCCAGCAAUAUAACGAACGAAGCAGUUGUGAAAGAGAAGGAAGAACUUCUACCUUCACAGGAAAGCACUAAUGUGACAUCUGUGGAGGAGAGGAAUGUUACAGAGAAGGAUGAUGGACUUCAGAAGGCAAAAGGAACAGAACAAAGAAAGGAGAUUCUGCCCAGCAAUAUAACGAAUGAAGUUGUUGUGAAAGAGAAGGAAGAACUUCUACCUUCACAGGAAAGCACGAAAGUGACAUCUGUGGAGGAGAGGAAUGUUACAGAGAAGGAUGCUGGACUUCAUGAGGCAGAACGAACAGAGCAAAGAAAGGAGAUUCUGCCCAGCAAUAUAACGAAUGAAAUUGUUGUGAAAGAGAAAGAAGAACUUCUACCUUCACAGGAAAGCACGAAAGUGACAUCUGUGGAGAAGAAGAAUAUUACAGAGAAGAGUGAUGGAAAAGAUGUCGAGAAAGAAACUGUAAUUCAAAAAGAAGUCGAAAAGAAUGUGUGUAAUAGCGACAUCAAAGAGGUUCGUAACGAAAAACAUCUUAAUGAAACAAUUGAAGACUUGAAACACCAAGUUGAUGACGUGAAAAACAAGAUGAAGGAAGAAAAAGCAAAGGCUGAAGAAACAAAUACUACGCCUAUCACUCAAGACGGUAAAGUCGUUGAAAAGACAGUCCCUGCUGUGACGCCGGCGAAGGUUGUUAGAAAGGAUGUGCCCUCGGUGGGAGAAGGAAAAGACUCCGUUGUGACUCGAGUUGUUAAACCUGUUACCCCUUCGGUGGUAGCAGAAAAGGUCCCCGUUGUGACAAAUCAGACCGUUGCUGAAAAGAUUCCCCCUACGGCGACGGAAGGAAAAGUCCACGUUGUUAAAGAAGAUAAAUUUAUUGAAAAGGUUGUGCCCUCGGUGACGGAAGAAAAACUCCCCGUUGUGACAAAGGAGAAGGUUGUUGAGCAGGCUGCCCCUUCGGUGACACAGGAGAUCGUAAGUGUCUCUAAGGAGCAAGCAGAACUUCCUCUCGCGGCAGAGGAGAAGAAGGUUAUUGAAAAGAUUAUCCCCUCGGUGACAGAAGGAAAAGUCCCGGUAGUCCCUCAACAGGAGGUUGUUGAAAACGUUGCCCCUUCGACGACAGAAGAAAAAGUUCCUGUUGUGACACAAGAAAGGGUUAUUGAGCAGAAUGUCCCACAAGAAAGGGUUAUUGAACAGUCUGUCCCACAAGAAAGGGUUAUUGAAAGGGCUGUCCCACAAGAAAUGGUUAUUGAACAGUCUGCCCCACAAGAAAGGGUUAUUGAACAGAAUGCCCCACAAGAAAGGAUUAUUGAACAGAAUGCCCCACAAGAAAGGGUUAUUGAACAGUCUGUCCCACAAGAAAGGGUUAUUGAAAGGAAUGCCCCACAAGAAAGGGUUACUGAACAGAAUGCCCCACAAGAAAGGGUUACUGAACAGAAUGCCCCACAAGAAAGGGUUAUUGAACAGAAUGUCCCACAAGAAAGGGUUACUGAACAGAAUGCCCCACAAGAAAGGGUUAUUGAACAGAAUGCCCCACAAGAAAGGGUUAUUGAACAAAAUGCCCCACAAGAAAGGGUUAUUGAACAGAAUGUCCCACAAGAAAGGGUUAUUGAACAGAAUGCCCCACAAGAAAGGGUUACUGAACAGAAUGCCCCACAAGAAAGGGUUAUUGAACAGAAUGCCCCACAAGAAAGGGUUAUUGAACAAAAUGAACCACAAGAAAGGGUUAUUGAACAGAAUGCCCCACAGGAAAGGGUUAUUGAACAGAAUGCCCCACAAGAAAGGGUUACUGAACAGAAUGUUCCACAAGAAAGGGUUAUUGAAAGGGUUGCCCCACAAGAAAGGGCUAUUGAACAGGCUGCCCCUACGGCGACAGAAGGAAAAGUUCCUGUUGUGAUAAAAAAGGUUACUGAACAGGCUGCCCCUUCGGUUACAGAAGAGAUUGUCACUGUUUCUAAAGAGAAAGAAGAAGUCCCUGUUGUAACAGAGGAAAAGGUUCCCGCUGUGAGAAAUGAGACAGUUAUUGAAAAGAUUACUCCUUCCGUAACAGAAGAAAAAGUUGUCAAUCAACGGAAGGUUGUUUCUUACGAAGAUGCGACAGAAAAUCAGGAAAAUCAAGUUACUGGAGAUGAAGAAACGGACAAAACUGAAUUGAAGUUUAUCAUCACCAUACAAGAGAGAAUAGUCCGCGAACAGACAGUCUCGAUCAUACCCGUGAUGGACAAGGACGCCAACACAAGAAGGAAUGGAAAAGUGGCGAAGAAACAACUGAAAAGAAUAAUGAAGAAGGUGGCCCGAGCCGUACGGGAAGAAUUAAGCAAGGAACACAAGACAGCGAGGGAGGAACAGUAGCAGGAGAAGCUGUAACCAGUGUGAGGGAACAGGCUGCCACUCUCCACCAAACCGACAGCCACCACCACCAAAAUGUCCCCUCAACACCCAGCUGCUUGCGAUGGGAUCCCUAAGAAAGUGUUCCAUAUUUUCUUGUCUUUUCUUAUCUAUCUAUCUUAC
Messenger RNA from Eriocheir sinensis (Chinese mitten crab), 2840 nucleotides. RefSeq names its product titin-like. The record is from RefSeq and is a predicted model, not a curated record. NCBI's taxonomy places the organism in Eukaryota, Metazoa, Arthropoda, Malacostraca, Decapoda, Varunidae. The transcript is spliced from 2 exons. The coding region runs from base 15 to 2681 and encodes 888 amino acids.